AGCAUACACGUCAGGGUGUGUGUGCCCAUGUGUUUGCACAAAUGCCCACGAGAGUGUAGGGCAUGUGUAUGUGUGUGGAGGGAGGGGGGCAUCUCACAAAGUUGUCAAUCGAUUACCACCAGGAGGUUUCUGUGUUUAUUAUUAACGUAGGUUGAAUGAAUGAACUGAUGGAAUGUUAGCUGACCUGGAGGCUGGCUUACUGAAACUAUGAAUACUUAGGAGACAUCGCCAAUGGAAAAGAGGACUCCAGCCUUGAAAGAAAAGCGAGCAAAUCUAAAAAUGUCUGACUUUAAUAACACCCCAAUAGACGCAUCUUUUAUUUGUGUUUUGUGAUUUAUCUGGGUGGAAAGUUUUCUCCAAAAUAGGACUAGAGCAAAAAGAAGAAACUAAUCGAAAAACUGUUCGGCCAGUGGAUCCUCUACUUGUCAUGUCCGUCAAUAUACCAGGCAUUGUGUCCGUGGCUCUCUUCUAUGUGGCCAUUCUGAUCCUUGGAGUGAUAGCCGGCCGAAAAACUUCUAAGAACAGUUCCAAAAAUGCAUUGCUGGUAGCUGAUAGAAGUUUAAAUCUUUUUGUGUCUGUCUUUACUGUUACAGCCACGUUGGUUGGUGGAGGUUAUAUCAAUGGAUCGGCAGAAAGUGCUGCUUAUAGUGGCCUGGUAUGGACCCAAGCCCCUAUUGGAUAUUGCUUGUCACUUAUUGUAGGGGCUUUCUGUCAUAUCCCGAAGAUGAGAAGUGAGAACUACGUCACAAUGUUUGAUCCAUUUCAACUCAAGUACGGGAAAAAGGUCGGAGCCAUUCUCUUUAUUCCUCAAAUCUUAGGUGACCUUUUCUGGACAGCUGCUGUUUUAGCUGCACUGGGUGCCACAAUCUCUAUUAUACUUAGCCUGGACGCCACUGUGUCCAUUGUGGUUUCAUCAGCUGUGGCCGUCAUCUAUACAGUAUUUGGUGGACUGUACUCAGUAGCCUACACAGACGUACUGCAGUUGAUUUUCAUCGCUGUUGGUUUGAUCAUUGCUUUUCCGUUCUCCCUGAGCCAUCCUGCUGUAGACUUGAGCACGAUACAAAACUCUUGGCUAGGCACCGUGCCGACCUCCUCAAUAGCGAGCUACAUUGACACGCUCCUGUUAUGUGUCUUGGGAGGUUUACCCUGGCAGUCUCUGUUUCAAAGAUCGUUGGCAUGUAAGACAGUCUCCAUCGCCAAGUGGUCAGCCUUUCUCUCCGGAUUCUUCAGCCUGUUUUUGGCGAUCCCGCCGAUCAUGAUGGGCCUCGCUGCCAAGGCAACAGACUGGAACUCUACCGACUACAAAGGACCGAUUCCUAUUCCUGAUGAUCAACGGAUCUACAUCCUCCCUCUGGCGUUAAGUUACUUGACACCACUUCCUGUCGGAAUUAUUGGCAUUGGUGUCGUUUCUGCGGCAGUCAUGUCGUCUGCAGACUCAUGCAUUUUGUCCACAAGUUCAGUGUUCACUAAAAACAUUUACUCUGACAUCAUCAGGCCAAAGGCCAGUGAGAGGGAGCUGGUUUGGGUGCUCCGGAUCAGCGUAGUGGUGGUCGGGGUGAUGGGCACUAUCAUCGCCAUCUCUGCCACAACCAUCUAUGGCCUGUACGUCCUCUGCUCGGACCUCAUGUACGUCACGCUUUUCCCUCAGCUCACACUCGUCCUCUGGAUGCCCAGCUGCAACGCGUACGGCUGUGUGGCGGGAUUCUUCCUUUCGUUCAUCCUCCGCCUGCUGUGCGGGGAGCCUGUCCUCGGCGUCCCGGCCGCCCUCAGGUUCCCUUACUACGAUGUUGAAAACAACGUACAGCUCUUCCCGUUUAGGACAUUUUGCAUGCUCUUAGGUACACUGACCAUUGUGGUGGUCUCCAUGGCAACCAACUAUGUAUUCUUGUCGAAGAAGGUUCCCGCUAAAUAUGAUUUCUUGAAAUGCUACAAGCAAAGAACAAUUCGUAUGCACAUCAGCGAUGAGCAAGUUGACCAUACAUACGUAGUGCCAGGGGACAAGACUGAGACAGCAAAUAUAUAAACCUCUAGAUGACCGGACGGACAUUGACAUGAGACGACUGAGGGGGAGGGGGGGGGGGUAAAUAUCAGAAUAUCUAGUUGACCACUGACAAGAGAAAGUUUGAGACUGCAAAUAGAUUCUAUUAAAACACCUAGCUGACCAGACAUUCACUGCGACAAGAGACUGCAGAUCUAGAAACAAAAGUAAAUGUAUUUGAUUAUACUUUUUUGUGGACUAAAUCUAUAUACUUGAAGUUUUUUUUGUUUUCUGUUUGGCUGUAACCAAUUAUUUGAACUGUAACGUUAUGACUAAGUCAUUUAAUACCAUACAUUUAUAUUAUACAUUAAUACCAUACAUUAAUACUAUACAUUAAUACCAUACAUUUAUACCAUAAAUAAAACUUUAUUUCUUUAGAAA
Molecule: messenger RNA, 2419 nt
Organism: Biomphalaria glabrata
Lineage: Eukaryota; Metazoa; Mollusca; Gastropoda; Planorbidae
Product: high-affinity choline transporter 1-like
Exons: 11
Coding region: 428-2023 (531 amino acids)
Biological process (GO): choline transport; transmembrane transport; acetylcholine biosynthetic process
Cellular component (GO): plasma membrane
Molecular function (GO): choline:sodium symporter activity
Source: RefSeq, a predicted model, not a curated record